AUGGGUACCUGGUUCAGGCCGAGCGGGUAUCUAGUUCAGUGCGUGUCAUGCGUGUCGACAUUCGUCGUCAACACAAGCAACCAGAAGAGGCAAAAUUUUAUACUGCUGGGUUCUCAUGUUUUGGCCACCAUGACUGCCAAUUAUAGUAUGGCCUACACUGAGGCUGCCUCAACUCAAGCCAUGAAGCUGGCAGAGCCGGUGUUUAUGUGUAUAGCAGAACUGUUUGUCUUCCAUAGGAUGCCCAGUCUUCAAGCGAUGAUUGGCAUUCCUCUCAUUAUCUUUGGAUCUCUAAAAUUCGCUAUGUUGAAUUCAACCUACUCACUCGCCACGCCUGGCAUUUUUCUGGCAUUUAUUUCCAACAUAGUCCUGGCAAUCAGAAACAUCAUGCUAAAAACCCUCCACGGUCCCGAGUCCUCUACCUCAAGUUUGAAAUUUAGGCCGUCCUACGCUAAGCACGUCUGGUACUGUCUACUGCUGGGUAUCCUGGUUGCCAGUUUGGCUUUAACCAAGGAGGAAAAUCUCACACUGUCAACGACUUUCACGAUUUUUCUACUUUUUUCGUCGGGAAUAUUUCAUGUCGUGUAUUCCUACAUAUCUGUCAAUGUCGCGCUAAAGGUAAUGGAUAUUGUCAGCCAUUCUGUGGUCAACAUAUUUAAAAGACUUUUUGUCGUCAUUAUGUUGUACCUCAGUGGGAAGCAACAAGCUAGUACGGGGAACUUUUUCGGUCUGGGCGUGGCUGUUUUGGGAUUAUUUCUCUUCGCGGAUAGUAAACAGACCACACCCAGCAAAAAAAUAACAAUAAAGAAUAUUCUCGUGGUUCUACUGUGUACUUCCUGUGUCAUAUCAAUACCGAUGUCAACAAGAUACAUCAGUAGGGCCGGGAUCAAGAUUUCUUAUUUGAGACAAGAAACGGAUAGUCACAGCAUUUUCAACGUGCAGGAAAGACCAAUUGAUGCACGGUUCGCUGAUUUCCUGAAAUGGAAUUUAACACAACACCCGUUUGAGACGAAUACAUUGUCUCAAAAUUUGACGAACGCCCAUGACAUCAUCAAAGAGAAUCAGCGUGUUCUUCUGAAUCUUUUAGACAGCAUCAUCGGGACAGCCCCGAAUGUGAUGCUCAUGGAUAUUCCAGAUCAUGACAACAAAGGGGACUCCGCCAUUACGGUAGGGGAGGUUAUGAUCAUCAAAAAAUUAAAGAAACAGAUCGUUUAUCAUUGUGAAACCUUAAAGUGCUAUCAACAGAAAAAUAUAAACAGAUCAAUUAUAAUUAGUCAGAGGUAUCCGAUUGAGGAUAUUGUGAUUUUGCUACAUGGAGGGGGAAAUCUUUUGGGCUAUAAGCUCCAUGACAAACUUAGACACAAUCUUCUUGACGUGUUUCCUAAACAUAAAUUCAUUCUUCUUUCGCAAAGUAUAUGGCUGCAUGACGACUACGUGAGCCAUUUAAACUUUUGUAUCCACGCGUAUUCUAAUAAAACAAACCUUAACAUUCUGAUAAGAGAUAAACAAUCUUUAGCAAUCGCCAGAGAACAUUUUAGAGGAGUGAAGUUGUACCUAGCUCCAGACAUGGCGUUUGGGAUUGGGCCAGUUCCACGAAUGCUGCCUCCGUACUUUGACAUCAUUUGGCUAAGACGAACAGACAACGAAACUUCGAAAUACCCCCUCCCAGUUCUACCUAAAGGCGUCACCGUUCACGUCAGUGACUGGUAUGAUGAGUGGGCCUUAAACUCUGGAGCGACUGACCUCGAACGUGCAUUUAUAAAAGCCCAUGACGGUUUCAGCUUUCUCCAAAGGGGCAGGGUCGUUAUAACAGAUCGCCUCCACGGUCACAUCCUGUCUGUCCUUAUGGACACGCCCCACGUCCUGAUAGACAACCCCCCGUUCUAUAAACUCUCCUCCUUCGAUAACACCUGGACUGCAAGCCUGCACAAUAAAGUUAUGGCUUCUGGUGGCACUGACGCUGUUGAACAAGCGCUUGCAUUUUUGGCCAGAUUUAACCAAACUUUGCCUCAAAUUGUUCCGAGCACUCUGCGUGAUUAA
Messenger RNA from Physella acuta, 2037 nucleotides. RefSeq lists its product as uncharacterized. The record is from RefSeq and is a predicted model, not a curated record. NCBI's taxonomy places the organism in Eukaryota, Metazoa, Mollusca, Gastropoda, Physidae.